This is a messenger RNA of Ailuropoda melanoleuca (giant panda), 4884 nucleotides long. It is a transcript of the gene USP8, whose product is annotated as ubiquitin specific peptidase 8. Gene Ontology annotation, molecular function: cysteine-type deubiquitinase activity. The transcript is spliced from 20 exons. Gene Ontology annotation, biological process: protein deubiquitination. The coding region runs from base 213 to 3563 and encodes 1116 amino acids. The record is from RefSeq and is a predicted model, not a curated record. Lineage: Eukaryota; Metazoa; Chordata; Mammalia; Carnivora; Ursidae.
GACGCGACGCGUCGCAACGCAGUGCAAAGUGGGAAAAGGGGAUGAGCUGGUCUGGCUUCCGUCGGGCUAGCGAAGGCUAAUUCUUCGAGUUAGUGGAAGAUGGGCCUUUCGAGAGGAGGCCGGCGUUAGUCAAGCGCUCCCGGCGCCACGAAAAGAACUUUUAAUGAAGUAUGCCAUCCAUUGUGAAAGUGGGAAAGUAAAGAUUAUUCAUCAUGCCUGCUGUGGCUUCAGUUCCUAAAGAACUCUACCUCAGUUCUUCCCUGAAAGACCUUAAUAAGAAGACAGAAGUUAAACCAGAGAAAAUAAGCACGAGGAAUUAUGUACAGAGUGCCCUGAAGAUCUUCAAGACAGCAGAAGAAUGCAGAUUAGAUCGUGAUGAGGAGAGGGCAUAUGUACUAUAUAUGAAAUACGUGACCGUUUAUAAUCUUAUCAAAAAAAGGCCUGAUUUCAAGCAACAGCAGGACUACUUUCAUUCAAUACUUGGACUUGCAAACAUCAAAAAAGCUAUUGAAGAAGCUGAAAGACUCUCUGAAAGCCUUAAACUCAGAUAUGAAGAAGCCGAAGUUCGGAAGAAACUUGAAGAAAAGGACAGACAGGAGGAAGAGCAGCUGCAGAAACAGAAAAGGCAGGAAGCAGGAAGAGAGGAUAGUGGCACAUCACCUAAAAGUUCCUUGGAAAAUGUAAUGGAUUCUAGAGACAAAACCCAAAAGAUAAAUGGUGAAAAGAGUGAAAAAAAUGAGACCACAGAGAAAGGAACAAUCACAGCAAAGGAGCUAUACACAAUGAUGAUGGAUGAAAAUAUAAGCUUGAUUAUAAUGGAUGCUCGAAGAAUGCAGGAUUAUCAGGAUUCCCAUAUUUCAAAUUCUCUCAGUGUUCCUGAAGAAGCCAUCAGUCCAGGAGUCACUGCUAGUUGGAUUGAAGCAAAACUCCCAGAUGAUUCUAAAGAGACAUGGAAGAAGAGGGGGAAUGUGGAAUAUGUGGUACUUCUUGACUGGUUUAGUUCUACAAAAGAUUUACAACUUGGAACAACUCUGCGGAGUCUGAAAGAUGCACUUUUCAAGUGGGAAAGUAAAACUGUCCUGCGCAAUGAGCCUUUGGUUUUAGAAGGAGGCUAUGAAAACUGGCUCCUUUGUUAUCCUCAGUAUACUACAAAUGCUAAAGUUACUCCACCGCCACGAGGCAAGAAUGAAGAGGUGUCUAUCUCAUUGGAUUUUACUUAUCCUUCACUGGAAGAAUCAGUUCCUUCUAAACCUACUGCCCAGAUGCCACCUCCUUCUGUAGAAGUAAAUGAAAGUAUAGAAUUGAUAAAUGAUCAAGAUGAGAGAAUGGUACCACAGAACAUAUCAGCUCCAGUUGAGCCAAUUGCUGCUUCUAAUUCUGAUGUUUUACCCAUAAUUCAGCCAGUGCCUAUUACAAAGAACGUUCCACAGAUUGAUCGUACUAAAAAACCAGUCAAAUUGCCUGACGAUCAUAGAAUAAAAUCUGAAAAUAAAGAUCAUGAGCAGCAGUCUCUUCAGGAUGGAAAAGUUGUUCCUGAUCGUUCCACAAAGCCAGUAUUUCCUCCUCCAACUGCCAUGUUAACAGAUGAAGAAAAAGCUCGUAUUCAUGCAGAAACUGCUCUUCUAAUGGAGAAAAACAGACAAGAGAAAGAACUGCGAGAAAGGCAGCAAGAAGAACAGAAAGAGAAACUGAGGAGAGAGGAACAAGAACAAAAAGCCAGAAAGAAACAAGAAGCUGAAGAAAAUGAAAUCACAGAGAAGCAACAGAAAGCAAAAGAAGAAAUGGAGAAGAGAGAAAGUGAACAGGCCAAGAAAGAAGAUAAAGAAACUUCAGCAAAGAGGGGCAGAGAAAUAACAGGAGUAAAAAGACAAAGUAAAAGUGAACAUGAAACUACCGAUGCCAAGAAAUCUGCAGAAGAUAGAGGCAAGAGGUGUCCCACCCCAGAACUGCAGAAAAAGGCAGUGGGAGAUGUGCCCCAGGCCUCGGUGGCAGGAGAUUCAAAUUCAGGCAAGCCUGUCAAGAUUAAAGGACAACCAGAAAGUGGAAUUCUAAAGACUGGAACUUUUAGAGAGAAUACAGAAGACACUGAGAGAAAUAAGGCUCGAGAGCCUUUGACAAGAGCACGAAGUGAAGAAAUGGGGAGGAUUGUACCAGGACUGCCUUCAGGCUGGGCCAAGUUUCUCGACCCAAUCACUGGAACUUUCCGUUACUAUCAUUCACCCACCAACACUGUUCAUAUGUAUCCACCGGAAAUGGCUCCUUCAUCUGCACCUCCUUCCACCCCUCCAACUCAUAAAGCCAAGCCACAGAUUCCUGCUGAGCGGGAUAGGGAACCAUCCAAACUGAAGCGCUCCUACUCCUCCCCAGAUAUAACCCAGGCUAUUCAAGAGGAAGAGAAGAGGAAGCCAACAGUAACUCCAACAGUUAAUCGGGAAAACAAGCCAACAUGCUACCCUAAAGCAGAGAUCACAAGGCUUUCUGCUUCUCAGAUUCGGAACCUCAAUCCUGUUUUUGGAGGAUCUGGACCAGCUCUCACUGGACUUCGUAAUUUAGGAAAUACUUGUUAUAUGAACUCAAUACUGCAGUGCCUAUGUAAUGCUCCACAUUUGGCUGAUUAUUUCAACCGAAACUGUUACCAGGAUGAUAUUAACAGAUCAAAUUUGUUGGGACAUAAAGGUGAAGUGGCUGAAGAAUUCGGCAUAAUUAUGAAAGCCCUGUGGACCGGACAGUACAGGUACAUCAGUCCAAAAGACUUCAAAAUCACCAUUGGGAAGAUCAAUGACCAGUUUGCAGGAUAUAGCCAACAAGAUUCACAAGAACUGCUUCUGUUCCUAAUGGAUGGUCUCCAUGAAGAUCUGAAUAAAGCUGAUAAUCGGAAGAGACAUAAAGAAGAAAAUAAUGAUCACCUUGAUGACUUUAAAGCUGCAGAACAUGCUUGGCAGAAACACAAGCAGCUCAAUGAAUCUAUUAUUGUAGCACUUUUUCAGGGUCAGUUCAAAUCCACAGUACAGUGCCUCACCUGUCACAAAAAGUCUAGGACAUUUGAGGCCUUCAUGUAUUUGUCUCUACCCUUAGCUUCUACAAGUAAAUGUACAUUACAGGAUUGCCUUAGAUUAUUUUCCAAAGAAGAGAAGCUCACAGAUAACAAUCGGUUUUACUGCAGUCAUUGCAGAACUCGACGGGAUUCUUUAAAAAAGAUAGAAAUCUGGAAGUUGCCACCAGUGCUUUUAGUGCAUCUGAAACGUUUUUCCUAUGAUGGCAGGUGGAAACAAAAAUUACAGACUUCUGUGGACUUCCCAUUAGAAAAUCUUGACUUGUCACAAUAUGUUAUUGGUCCAAAGAACAAUUUGAAGAAAUAUAAUUUGUUUUCUGUUUCAAAUCACUACGGUGGGCUGGAUGGAGGCCACUACACUGCCUACUGUAAAAAUGCAGCAAGACAGCGGUGGUUUAAAUUCGAUGAUCAUGAAGUUUCUGAUAUCUCUGUUUCUUCUGUGAAGUCUUCGGCAGCUUAUAUCCUCUUUUAUACUUCACUGGGACCACGAGCAACUGACGUAGCCACAUAAGGAGAAGUAGGUUAUAAGCUAGUUAUCUUUUAAGAGGCUGAGCAACACAACUCUUGACAUACUUGCAAAGAUACUGGAUACCUAUAGCUGGCCCUUUAGAGGAAUUCUAGGACAGUGGGAGCUGUUACUAUCACCAUAUAUUUUAGGUCAGUGCUAUUAUCGAAAAACUGACCAGUAAUAUUUAACAAGUAUCGCAGUAAGCACUCCUUACAGGUACCAUUUAUUUCAAAACCUUUAUAGUUUGCUCCAAAGUUAAAGUAAUUAACUAGCUAAGCAUAAUUAUUCUAUAGCAUUCUAUUCUAAAAAACCAUUAUAUCCUUUAUUUUCCUUUUCACUGUUAUGGCCUUUUCACAUUUCUAAAUUCCCAGCUUGAUCUAUGAAUACUCUAGAAUGAUGUAAAGCAGAUAGGAAUGUAUGUGUAUAUAUUUAUUGCACACUUGCACAUCAAAUCAGUGUACAUAGUAUAAUAUGUGGUCCUUUUGUGAAGCCUAGAACUCAGAGGAUUGUUCGUUUUUCUUUUGGCCUGUUCUGAGUAACUGCAGUGCUUUCUUAGGGAAAUGACAGGGCAAAGCUAUUUUUUUGUUGGCUUUGGGCUGUAUUUGUGCACUAAAUCUUUAUUCUAAAAAAAUAAAUGGAAACUUUAAUUUUUUAAAAUGAGAAUUUUCAUUUUCACCUACAUUAAAAUCUUAAUCAGAAAAAUAAUUUAAAUCCCUAUAAGUGUUCUGUCUUUAAUUUUAUAUUAGCAAACCAUUUUAUAUACAUACCCACACUUUAUCCUACUAUAUUGAUUUAAUAUUUAGUUCACUUACCCUGUUGCAUUAGGACCCGAUUUUACUCUGCCUUCAACUUGAUCCAAAAAUGCAUAGAGCACUUAGGAUUCUCCGAGUUGGGAGUCAGAAUUUAAACAAAGGGAUAGGAGUCAAACAUGACUGCAAAGUGAACUGCAUUAAGAACCACAUCUUCUUUACAAAAUGAUUGAUGUAUUCAAAGAGAUAAGUAAAUAAAAAUUCUCCAUAUAAAAAUAAGAUUGUAAAAAGUGCUUCUGAAAGAUGUCACCAUUGGUGGACUGUCAGGGAGAGGAUGAAAGGAUGGGUUCUUUCAUGUUCUGCAGUUGGUCUAAGAGACUUAUUAGAGUUCUUGGCUAAAUUGAUCAAUUAAGUAUUUUCAAAUCAUAUUCUUAAGGUCACAGAGCCACUUGAACAAAACUUACUUUUGUUUAGCUCCAUGAAAUAUCUCUGGAAAAUAAUUUGUUGGAUAUAUAUAAUUGAUAUUCUAUGAUAAAAAAUUCACCUUAAUAAACAUUGAAUUUUGAAGCCUGAAA